Messenger RNA from Gasterosteus aculeatus aculeatus (three-spined stickleback), 4378 nucleotides. RefSeq names its product CCR4-NOT transcription complex subunit 4-like. Gene Ontology annotation, biological process: protein ubiquitination. Gene Ontology annotation, cellular component: CCR4-NOT complex. Lineage: Eukaryota; Metazoa; Chordata; Actinopteri; Perciformes; Gasterosteidae. Gene Ontology annotation, molecular function: metal ion binding; RNA binding; ubiquitin-protein transferase activity. The record is from RefSeq and is a predicted model, not a curated record.
AUUCUAAACGUUUAUAGGAAGGACGUCCAUCGUUCUCGCUCAAAGAUGCCAAAAACUGCAUUUCCCAGAAGGGACCUGUUUAUGCGCGCAGACUCCGUCGCUCUAAACACUUGCACAGCUCCCUCCUCCCUACUUUAAUGCUAGCUAAGAUGGUGGUUUGAGCGUAAAUGGUCUCCCCUGUGCUAAGAAAAGAAAGGGGCAAAACUUCUCUAUAGACUUUUAAUCACAACAGAACAACAAUACUGCGGUUAUCUUAAGUGACCGGCUAUAGAAGAUUUGACAUUUCAGACACAUUGGCUCGCAGUCCCCGCCCAAUUCGGUGUGACUCCCUUGGAGUGGAAUCCUAAGCUAAAUACGGACAGGCCCUGUGCUCUGUGACCAGCUACAACACUCUCCUAAGCCACACCAUAGGAUGUCCCACAGCCCUGAACUGAAGGACGACCCCAUGGAGUGCCCUCUGUGCAUGGAGCCGCUGGAGAUUGAUGACGUCAACUUCUUCCCCUGCACGUGCGGCUAUCAGAUCUGCCGCUUUUGUUGGCAUCGCAUCCGCACAGAUGAGAACGGCCUCUGCCCUGCCUGCAGAAAGCCGUACCCAGAGGACCCCGCUGUGUACAAGCCGCUCUCACAGGAAGAGAUCCAGAGGAUAAAGAACGAAAAGAAGCAGAAACAGAACGAAAAGAAGCAGAAAGUGACAGAAAACCGAAAGCAUCUGGCCAGUGUCCGAGUAGUCCAGAGAAACCUAGUGUUUGUGGUUGGGCUCUCACAGCGACUCGCCGAGCCGGAGGUCCUAAAACGACCAGAGUAUUUUGGGAGAUUUGGGAAAAUCCAUAAAGUGGUCAUCAACAAUAGCACAUCCUACGCAGGUUCACAGGGGCCCAGUGCCAGCGCUUAUGUCACUUACAUCCGCUCUGAAGAUGCUUUGAGAGCAAUACAAUGUGUGAACAAUGUGGUUGUUGAUGGCAGAACACUGAAGGCUUCUUUAGGCACAACAAAGUACUGCAGUUACUUCCUUAAAAGUAUGCAGUGCCCCAAACCUGAUUGUAUGUAUCUACACGAGCUGGGAGAUGAAGCAGCUAGCUUUACUAAAGAGGAAAUGCAGGCAGGGAAACAUCAAGAGUAUGAGCAGAAACUCCUCCAAGACCUCUAUAAAAUUAACCCUAGCUUUUUACAACCUCCCGCAUGUGGAACAGAGAAGUCAAAGGGUAAACCCAACUCCACACAGAGAUCCAACAGUACCAACGGUAAAGAUGGGUGGCCGACCCUGUCAGGACACAACAAAAUGGCCAACGGAGUCUCAGAGGACCGCAAGUCUCCUCCGCUGCUAGACUAUCUAGACCAAGAAGUUCUCACUUCAGAUGGGCUAGAAACGGAUCUAGUUCCUGGUCAGCAUUCAGCAUUGUCCCCCUUCUCCUCCAACUGUGACAGCAACAGUCCCAGUGACAAACUCCCAGAGUCCAUCGGUAUGGUGAAUGGAGAGACUUUACAACAGGUGCCCACCAGCAACUCUCCCUCUCCUCCCCCUGGUUUAACCAAGCCCAGCCUCGUGGUGCCCAUCAGCGUGUCAGACCUCGCAGUCCGUUCACCCUUCGAGGGAGCAGCCGCUGAGUCCCAGUCGCUGUUUUCAGACAACAGUAACUUCAGACAUCCUAACCCGCUCCCCGCUGGCCUGCCCCCCUUCCCCAGCUCCCCUCGCGGCAACUCUGACUGGCCUAUGACCCCCGAACCACAGAGCCUCUUUGCAUCAGACACAAUACCAGUGUCUUCUUCCACAGACUGGCAGGCGGCCUUCGGCUUCGGCUCGUCCAGCAAACAGCAGGAUGACGAUCUGGGCUUCGACCCCUUCGACGUCACUCGCAAGGCCUUGGCUGACCUGAUAGAGAAGGAGCUGUCUGUGCAGGAUCAGAGCCCCUUUUCCCCGGGGCUCCUCCCCCACGGUGGGAACAACCAUGGACUCGGCCUGUCUCCAUUCAACCCCAACCCCGGCACCCCACACCACUUCCCCAGCAGCAUGCCACGCCUGCCCCCGCUCCACCACAGAGCCAUCUACAGCUCCUUCAGCUUCCCCGGCAGCCAGAACAGCCCGGCCAGUCAGCAGCAGCAGCCAGCCGCCAGACACCCCUGGAUGGGCGUCCCGACACGGAAUAACCUCACACACUUGAACCACUCAGCUAGUGCUGCCUCACACAGUAAUUUCCUGGACCUGAAUCUGCCCCUUCAGCACAACACAGGGCUGGGAGGGAUCCCCAUCUCAGAAAAUAGUGGCUCUAUAGACGGCUUAAAUGUGAAAGAGUGGCAGGACGGCCUGAGAGCGCUCCUGCCCAACAUCAAUAUCAAUUUCGGGGGCCUCCCAAACUCCUCUUCCUCGUCAUCCUCCUCGUCCUCCAACAGUGUAAACCACAUUGGUGGGCCGGUGGGGCCAGCAGGCAUCUCACACAGCCUGAGCUGGGACAGCUCAGCCAGUUGGAUGGACCCUGCUAUCAUCACAGGCAUCCCGGCCUCAGCAGGCAACAGUCUAGACUGUCUCCAGGACGAUAACCCACCACACUGGCUCAAGUCCCUGCAGGCGCUCACAGAGAUGGACAGCCCGGCCAGCUCAACGGUGCCAACUCCACUCCAGCCCAACCACAGCGGCCUCCUGGACGCCCACCUCCCGCUCCACCACAGAGCCGCCGGCGGCUGGGCUCCCUACCUGGCCCCGACCACAGCCAAUCCCGCCAGCCAGUUCCACUCACCUCCACCCGGCUUCCAGACCGCUUUCAGACCCCCGGGACAGCCCGCCACAGAGUUGCUACAGAGUGCCCCUGUGGACCGUCACUGAACAGACUCCAGCAAACACCCCCCCACUCCCACUACCACAUUAUACCCACUCACUCUGUAACCCCGCCUCCCUCCCCUCAAUGCAAUACACACCAAUCUGCAGAGAAUGGAAAAUGAUUAACAAAGUAACAAACACACUUUCUUCUUUUCUCUUCCUCCUUUUGUCUGCUCCGAAUGCCUGUUUGUUUUUAUUUGUGCACAAGUGUUGGUAACCUUUACCUGCUACCACCAUUACAACUCAUUAGACACAUCUGUGGGCGUGACGCGGGGUUCAUCGCUCGGCUCGCUGUUAACGGAGAGCACAAGAAACGGUGUGGCUUCGAGCGCCCAUCAGUGACACAAGAGUUAACUCUACAAACUGACCAAGAAACAGAUUACUGAAGGGAGACCAUUUUGAAAAAAAGUAGCAAAUGAUUAUUCAUGAAAAACAUUUUGUGUUUUUUGAAAGUUGAAGUCACGAUGCGUUUUCGAGGAAUGAAGCAAGCUGUGAAUCUGCUCUUGAAGCUUUGCCCCAAAUACCCUCAUCCUCCCCACCCACCUUAACAGGAGACUGUAGAGUGUUUAACCCUCAUAGCUGAUGAGGUGACACUCACACACACUCAGAGAAAUAGGUUUUGGCACAGCUGAGAACUGGUUAAUCAGAGAGCGAAUGGUGACGGUACCGGUGGACCCAGGGCUCAGGCUAUGUACGGAGCUCCCUGUUAGGUAGGGAGACAGGCGGCCGGCUUCAGAGCCCUCCCGGCCCACUUUGCAGUUAGAGGCCCCGCCCCGCUAGAGGAGAUUUUGCUGAACCUCUGUAUCAGAGGAUAGAGCAGUGCCUAACCGCGGGGCGCCGGGCUCUGGGAGAUUGUGGCACACAUUCUCAGCACUAGGGUUGGAGUCUUGCUCACAGUGCCACUGUGUGGUACCUACAGUAACUAGCCCUGACACGGACGGCCACCAUGUAGAUGGCACGAUGCCUGCUUGGAGGAGGAUACGUCAGAAAUGACUAACGAGGGCAGCAAGCAGGUCCCUUUGUUUGGCACACGGGGGCUUGAACGAGGCCUUAACAUGGACAGAUGAGAGGCAGGAGUGAUGGCAGGAGGAGUCUAGCGUCAAUGGUUGCUGGGAAAUAUGCAAUAUUGUAUGUGACUGCAGUGACCGUAUGUCCCAAAGUAAGGUGCUGCAAGACAAUACCACGUACUGUAGUAGUGAUUUAGGGAGCGUUCAGCCUCUAGGAUUCGAGAUCAACCUCUCCGACCACCGCUUUUUUCCUUUUUAAUUUUUUUUUAUUGAAGUCUUAAUUCUGAUAUUCUGUCUCUCUCUCUCUCAUACCUAACCCCCCCCCCCUGCCCCCCUGCCCCCCUCCCCUACACCUCCCCUCCUGCUGUUCCCUAUUUAACAGUAUUUCACAAAAAUGAACAAACUCAUUCAGGAGAAGCCAACAGAGUCCUUCCGUGGGUUUUAACAUGAUGUUGCGCGGGGGAAAAAAAACAAAAACAAAAUCGAGACGCUUAAAGAAAGUGAACUGUCCUCUGCAGGUCUGAAAAAAUGAACCGUAAAUAAAACUGAAAACUCUGGA